This is a messenger RNA of Phoenix dactylifera (date palm), 3289 nucleotides long. RefSeq lists its product as uncharacterized. The record is from RefSeq and is a predicted model, not a curated record. Gene Ontology annotation, molecular function: protein dimerization activity; DNA-binding transcription factor activity. Gene Ontology annotation, biological process: regulation of DNA-templated transcription. Lineage: Eukaryota; Viridiplantae; Streptophyta; Magnoliopsida; Arecales; Arecaceae.
GUAUCCAAAUAACAUCUUCUUGGGUGUCUUUUUUUUUGUGUAAAGUUCUAGGUUGUUACAUCAUGGGUAGAAGGAUUUGUUAGAGGAAGAAAAUGGUGGUAAAAUACUUAUUAGAAUCGAAAACCAAGUUGUAAACUUAGCAUGAAUCGUGGUGUUAUCUCAGGAUCAUCAAAAUUUAGUUUGUAAUCUUAUUUGUAUCUCGAGUGACUUAAUUAGAUAUUAAUAACUAGUUGCAUGUCUCACAACUUGCUUUGAGAGGUGAUAUGUGCAAUGAAAGAUGACUCCGUAACAAUUUUUUUUUUAUAGUUAACGGAACGCCCUAAUAAGAUUAAGUGACAACCAUGAUGAGUCAACGGAUUUGCAGGUGAAAGUAAUCAUGUUGCAAACCUGGUCAUUAUGUCCAUAGAGCUUAUAGCCAUAAUUAAGUUCUUCAUUGAUGCAAGCUGCCCCCACAAUUUUCAUUUUUUAAAAAUAAUAAUAUCAGCCACAGGCCAUAACAAAAUGACUUAAAUCAGUGCUUGUAUCCACUGGGUUAUAGAUGGGGCUCCAUUAUUACUGAUGAACAUCCCUUUGAUUAAGUUAGAAAUAGAUCUGUCAUCCCAAACAAUGUUAUGUUACCCUUCUUCUUUAAACUUUGAAUCCACCAACUAGCCUUGUCUCAUGGUAGUUGUAUCAUAGACAUAGUAUAGGAACGAAUUCUCCUUCAUCAGAGACUUUCUAUGAACCCUAUCUAUUAAAUGAAGUGAGAAAAAUGUCCUUCCAAUUCAAUUUUGCUUGCUUGGUGAAAAACAUUGGUAGCUUUUUUUUUUUCUUCUUGAGACAAAUUGCUAUUAUCUCUACAAAUAGAAGCAAUGGAUAUGAAGACUACUACUUCGAGCUGAAGAUGGUGAGAAAUUCUUCUUUUACUAUUAGAAAAACAACCUCUUCCCUAAACAACUAGACUUGGCACAAACAAAACAUAUUAUAUAGCCUUUCACAUGGGACUAGUCACUCAUGGCACUUUCCUACAUUCAUUUUAGCAGAAGAUUGACCCUGCAAAAUAGUGAAUUAACUCAAAACUCGGAACAAUUCUUCGAUCUGUACGUGUCAUCCUUGCGCAGGGGCCAUGCCAAUCUUCUCUGUAUUGUUCCAAUUUUAUCAAAUGUCUUUGAAGAGACACGGGAUAGAGUUAAACACAAAACUUCCAUAGAGUGAUCUCCCAAGUUACUAAAUCUUCUUCCAAGCUAACAAAAAGGACUCACAUGUAAUUCACUAAGUGCUGACAAAUUGUUUGCAACUGGCCCAAACCAUGACAUCCCAAUAAUUUUGUGAGCCCGAGAAAGAAAUAGUGGUUAGGUAUUAAAACAAUUUCCAGAACCCCACCCCACGUUCCUGCAUGCCUCUUCUCUCUCCUCUUCUCCUCCUUUCUUUAUUCCCACAAAAUUUCUUCCCUGGUUUCAUUCAAUUCCUUAGCAACGCUCCCCACGUUCUCCCAAUUGCCAGAUCACACACUUCUCACACUCCCUCUCGCCUCCCCUUCCUUCCUAAACUUAAGCCUCUCUUAAUCAUAAGCUUAUGGCCUUUCAAUCAUUAGCUUUAGACCCUUGGACCCAUUAUAGAAGCCCAUUGAAUGCCUACUUCACAGAAUCUUAGAUAAGCCAUUGUGUUAUUCUCCUGAGAAGACUCCCAGUUUUUAAAUCCUUCCACUGCCUGCCUGAACUUAGCCUUCUCUGAGCUGUAUUGCCCCCUUGGUGACAAUUAAAAUAUGCUUAUGAUCGAUGAUCAAACAAUUUAGCUGGUGCUGGCGAGACAAUGAAACCAGCAUAUAAAUACAGUUUCAACUUGCUAAGCCUCACCAAUCCAUUCUCACAGUGAUCAUACAACCAAAGUCCUUCCUUUCUAUCACCACCCAAGUUUGUAACUCCACAAUGGAGCCUGAAGUAGUGGCCUUCGAAGCAAGUUGGAACUCAUUUGAUGCAGCAAUAUCGGCUGAAGAGUCUGAGAUAAUUGCCCACCUGCUAGGUGUUCAGGAAUCUCCUUAUGAGCUUGAUCAAGACAUGAGCAUCGCAAUGCCACCGAUAUUUUGGCCUGACCAUGGUGCUGAUCUAUAUAAUUGUUCAGACUUCGAAACUAAUAACAAUCCAUACUAUUUGUCUCAAGGGACAAGUAGUAGUACUACUAGUACUAGUAGUUUCUCUCUUCCCCUUGAUAACAAUGGAGGCUGCUGCUUCGUCAGUGAUUCUAAUGCUGUUCCACAGAUCAGCAAUAGCUCCACCUCGAUGGAUUUUAGCAUCGAGGAAGAGAAAAUUAUUGGGCGAUCCCUUCCAGCUGUUUCAUAUCAUCAAUUCAGUGAGCCAGUUUGUGCGACCGAGGAGACGAGCAGUGAUGAAUUCAGAAGCACAAGAGAGCAAUCAUCAGUGCCUGCUGUUCCUCUCCAUCAGACCUCACAAACCAUGAAGAAAAAGUUUCAUGCAGGUGAUGCUGAGCAGCCCAUGACGAAUGAGAAAGGUGGCACCUCUAUUGAAAGUCUUAAGAAGAAGGCCCGGGCCUGGGCACCGGUACCUAAGAAGGUGAAGAAGGCUCAGUCUAAGAAGGCCAAGAUUGUUAGUAGUGGCAAUGAGGAAGAGAAUAGUACUGCUGACUUAGAUAUGCAGAACUCCAGCUGCUGCAGCUCAGAGGAGGAUUCAAAUGCCUCCCAGGAGCUGAAUGGAGGAGGCGGCGCAAGCUCUAACUCCAAAGGAGGAACUCUGAGUCCAGGUGGGAAAAGAAAAACCAGUCGGGGGUCGACAACCGAUCCCCAAAGCCUCUAUGCAAGGAGGAGGAGAGAGAGAAUCAAUGAGAGAUUAAGGAUUCUGCAGAACUUGGUUCCCAAUGGGACCAAAGUAGACAUUAGCACAAUGCUUGAAGAAACAGUUCAAUAUGUAAAGUUUCUACAGCUCCAAAUUAAGCUUCUGAGCUCGGAUGAGCUGUGGAUGUACGCUCCAAUCGCUUACAAUGGGAUUAACAUUGGACUUGACCUAAAGAUUUCUCCAUCUCAACAGUAAGAUCUAAAUGGACUCGGACAUGGAGACUGCACCAACACUAACACCCAAACAGAAUGAUGCUGGAUCUGUGAUGUUCACAAGUCUUUAUUUAUAUCUUAGUUUUUUCAUAAAUUCAUUGCAUGGUAAACGGUUUAUCUGAAUAAGCUAUUCUGCCAUUCGAGGACUGAAACUUAAUGAUCACCUUGAUCAGAUCUCAUGUUCUUCUCAACUCUUCUUGUGUAUGUUCACUGUGAAGCAGAUGACGAGAUUGUUAGAUUCUUCGUUCA